Messenger RNA from Acanthoscelides obtectus, 2156 nucleotides. The record is from the annotation of a GenBank genome assembly. NCBI's taxonomy places the organism in Eukaryota, Metazoa, Arthropoda, Insecta, Coleoptera, Chrysomelidae.
GUUGGAAUCUCGGUUUAUACGCGGCUUAAGCCUACACUCUCCACACUUUUCGCUUCACCCCGCCGCCAAGCCACCACUCAACCAGUUUACACUCUUACUUCUAGUCUUCUUGGAUUGAUCCAAAAUACCAAAGCCCAAACAGGUUAUGUUUACGGACUUGCAGUUAGCAAGCUUUUGUGCUUGAGGCUAUGUUUUUUUAAAACUUAUUUAUUUAUUUAUUUCCUUUUGCCUUUUUUAAUAUUGUGAAUAUUAUGAACACUCUACUUUGUAAAUUAUGCUCUUCAACACAUUCUUUGAUUUGCCUUUUUGGUGGGAAGAGCAAAUUAAUUCGAAAAUAUAUACAGACUAUUACCCAAUAUACAAUAGGAAUAGAAUUCGAGAAGAAUGAUCCUCGACAGUACAUUUGCCUUACCUGUAUUAUACAAGUCUACAAUUGCUAUGUUUUCAAGAUAUCCUCUUUGGAGAAUGAUAAAAAAUUUAAGACCACACUGAUCAAAAAUAAUGGCAAUAUGGGAAAAAUAGCCCAAGAGGACAAAGAUAAGCUACCUGAACUUGACGAACUGAAACAGACCUUUGUUCCUUGGUUGCUUGCAAAACGUGGUUCAAGUACAAAUAGUGAAAAUGAAGAAAAAAUCAAACACUGCUCGAUACAAACUGAUGUAUCAUCACUAAAUAUGGUAAAUGCUUACAGUCAGUGUGAGCCAAAUGAGGUCAAACAUACCUUUGUACAAACUGACUCGUCUCCGUUAAACACAGUAAACACCUACAGCCAGUGUGAAAUACUAGCUGUGCGACAUAAAAAACAAAUGAGGGAUAAGAAUAUUCAGACAUAUAGUGACAAUUAUAGUAAAGCUUGCCAAACUGAUAAUGAGAAUGAUACUAUCAAAACUAGAGACAUUUCCUCUCAAACGGAUGACUAUAAAAAUAUGUCGAAGUGUGAAAUAAGAAAUAGUUUUAGUAUAAAAAGGAGUUUGAAAGAUGACAAUAUGUUACCAGAGAAGUGUGUUGCACAACUUGCUACAUUUGUUGAAAACAGUUUGACAGGAUGCAAAUUACCUGAUAAGACAGAAUUGAAGGUUAUUAUAUCGGACUUUGUAGAAGAUAACAACACAUUAUCAAAAGCAGCUAACAUGAAUAUUGCUGAAGAAAAACCUAUAUUAAAGUGUGAAGAAAGUCAUCUAUUGGAAAAUAAAAUUCUUGAAUCGGAUGAAUCUUAUCAAAAAUUGGAGGAGGAUACGUUACUAAAAACACCAACCGGCGUAAAAAAACCUAUACCUAGCUUAAACUCAUUUUCGGUCUUAUCACCAAGAUCUUCUGGCCUGUUAUCAGUCAAAGAUAAAGUAGAGCAUGUUCAUAUUUGUUCCCAUUGUGAUGUUACUUUGUACUCGAAGAAAGAAACGAAGUUGCAUAGGAGGACACAUCUAAAAUGCAUAUUUUGUAAAAAGCGCUGCACCAGUUUACGGAAAGUUCGGAUUCAUAUGGCUUUCGAUUGCGUGAAACGACCAUUACCAAUAGUUCAGUUAGUUCCAUUGGAAAAGUCUGUAGAUAUUGAAGCAAAGUAUCCCCAGGUUGUAGAAAGGAUCAGGAAUAAGAGGAAAAGAACUGACAGUGACAUGAGUUUGUAGGAAUUCAUUAAAUAUUUUAUUUUAUUGUAAAUGUUUUAUUAUUUUUCCAAAUACAUGUCUAGAAUCCCCCCCCCCCUUCUUCUAGGCUGAGAUCUCAAGUACCACAAAAUAUAAGUUGGCCAUUGGCCCAAAAUUCUUCUGGUGUUUGCUUGCUGUUAACAUUAAAUAAAUUGACUGUUAGAUCUAUGUAAAAAUCGCCAACUAGGAAGUUUCCUAUAGUCUCUUAAGUGCAAUGGUCUCUUCAGCAAAUAAAAUAUUAGGACACUGUGUGAGAAACUGGUCGGGUUUUGCUGAUGUGUACAGCCUUAACAGAAUAUACAGGGUGGUCCAAAAGUCGGAUACUAUUUUGGUAAGAGGAAAGCGCAACGUACUGUGAACAGUCAUAAAGGGUGUCUCAACAAGAGUCCCGGAUUUGAAUUUGCCGCCAUUUUUUUCGGGCAAAUGGGAUGGUCUUUACUUGAUGACAGCUGUCAUAUCCACACCACGCAUUCAAAUCGGCACGGGUAUCAAGUAAAAAACCUAUAAAACGUC